This is a messenger RNA of Patiria miniata (bat star), 3497 nucleotides long. RefSeq lists its product as uncharacterized. Gene Ontology annotation, biological process: cell differentiation; regulation of transcription by RNA polymerase II. The transcript has 8 exons. Gene Ontology annotation, cellular component: nucleus. Lineage: Eukaryota; Metazoa; Echinodermata; Asteroidea; Valvatida; Asterinidae. Gene Ontology annotation, molecular function: DNA-binding transcription factor activity, RNA polymerase II-specific; sequence-specific DNA binding. The record is from RefSeq and is a predicted model, not a curated record. Bases 415 to 2727 code for a protein of 770 amino acids.
CGAUGCUAGCUAGCGGUGCGCCGGUUGCUCUUGUACACAUUUCCGAGAAUUCAGGUUCUUUGUAACGCUAAAAAUAGCCAGAAUGUCAGCCAAUAAUUCAUGUAAAUGGUGUUCCAAGAUCAGGGGAAGUGAUCGGGUAGGUAGUAGGCGGAACUUUCAUAGGAAAAGAUCGGCACGAUCUGCCGUCAUCAACGAUCAGAUAAACAAAUGGGUGAUGCUCAGUGGCGGUGGAUUUUUGUAUCUUUUGUCACCGCGUCACGGUCGGACAGUACCGUGGGAGGUUUGAGCUAUUUUCUCGGGGAGCGUUGAGCGGUACGCACGGUGGGUGACAAGAUCGCGGGCAUUUGCAAGAAUAAAAGUGAAAAGACAUCCAAUUUGACUGAAGACCGUUCCAGGAUUGCAUCGCCAAUCGCCAUGGAAAAGACAGUUUCGCCAACUGCUUACCAGCUCAGCCCUACGGCAGCAGUUGCCUUCCAGCCCCAUGCGCUCAUAUGGGACUUCGGCCUGGCGAGCAACGGCCGAUUCCCUCCGAGGCAACCGGCGGGGUUCCACGUGGGCCCGGCCACCGUUCGCAGCCCAACGAUGCCCGGUACCCAUGCCACGUCACCGGUUGCCAACAGUGCAUCCGACCAGCCAGCAGUCUUUACGUUCAAUGCCUGUCCGCAAGCUCUUUCAGGGAAAUUUCCCCUGAGCUGGAGCAAAGAGGAAGUGGAAGACUGGCUGAAGUGGUGCGUGCAGGAAUUCUCCCUUGGGGGAGUGGAACUGCGAAGGUUUUCCAUGAACGGCAAAGCGCUCUGCCUACUGACUAAGGAAGGAUUCCAGCAUCGGGCACCGUACGCCGGGGAUGUGCUGCACGACUUGCUGCAGAAACUGCUCAGAAAAGGCGGGAUCCACUUCUGCCAAUCAGUGCCCAGUAUGCAAAUGAAGUCCACAUCAUCAUCAGCCAAUGAGGCAAUAACCCUGGCCAGGCACCUGUGUAACGAAACUACCGCCUUAAAUGGAAAAGGAUUCCAGGAAAUCCCGGACUAUACGCAAGACGUGGCUUCUAUCCCAAGAUGCACCCCGUCUCCAAGCAGCAAGAUGCCAAGCUCCAAAUAUAACUCCGACGAGCACUCCAAUGCCCACUCCGUCAACAGAAACUAUCGGGAAAAUGAUGGGGAGGAAAACAUGCCAUUGAACCUCAAAAUAACAGAAGCUGCUAGUGAGAGCUCAAGCGAUUCUGGGAUUUCCGCAUGCAGCUCCCAGGAACUUGCUGAGGAGAGGGAAUCACACCCUGCUCAUCCCCUCUCUGCCGUUAACAUCUAUGCAUGCCACCCAGAUCGCUCAGAAGUGAGCUGCCCCACAAGGCCGUCACAAGGUCACAGGUCACCACCAGUGGAAGGUCACAGCAAGAGGUCAUCACCGGCUGAAGUUCGUGUCAGGAGGUCGUCCCUCACGGUAGAAAGCAAUUACAAGAGGGGUCCACAGUCCUACGUUGGUUAUCCCGCUUCUGACACCACGUUUUCCACUUAUCCCACUCCUGACACCGGUUCAGAUACACUCCAUGUUUCCCAUAUCCAAUCCUCUGCUGUACCUGAACAAACUGAUUAUAAGAAUAGAUGGGCUAGGUGGAAUCGAUACCCCGACGUGAGUUACUUCACAAAUUACAAAAUAAACAAAGAAGGCAAGCUUGCUGACGUUGAUGCCGCAAGACAUCAGCAGGGGGUGAAGCACGUUGUUUGGAAGGAGGAUCAUCUGAGCUUGAAGGAAGAGCGCGACCGAUCACCUGUUAGAUCUCGUACACAUGCUAAAGAAGAACAGCUCUUUAAUGGGAGUCCAGGCAUUCCGUCUCCCCGACACUCUAUCCCUGAUAACCACUCUCGUCAUUAUAACUCUCAUGGACAGAUAAUGCUAAGUGCAUGUGAGGUACCAGUUAUCAGGACAACAGAAAAGUUGCGACGUCAUUCUUCUGACAGUGCAGCUAGUCGGAGCUUAGCUGCCUAUCGCAUGGAGUCCAUCCCUGCUGCGCACCAUAAUUCAUAUGCAUGCAAAUCUCCUCAACAGAAGAGGAAUUGUGCGGGGGAUGGCUUUCCCAAAGUUCAGAGUGCUUUUUUCAGCCAGCAGUCCAGAAGAGAUUCGUUGAUGGCAUCGAGAAUAGGUAACCAGACAGAAGGAGAGGGCUCCUGCAAGCAGAAAGGAGAGUGCCGUCUUCUGUGGGAUUUUCUGGCCCAGCUGCUCAACGAUGACAGGUACACCCCUUACAUCAGCUGGGAAGAGAAGGACAAACUCAUCUUUCGCAUCGUCGACCCGACCGCCGUGGCCAAAAUGUGGGGGCGCCAGAAGAACCGCGACAACAUGACGUACGAGAAGUUGUCGCGCGCCCUUCGCUACUACUACAGGACAAAUAUUAUCGCCAAGGUGCCUGGACAGAAGCUGACGUACAGAUUUCUGCAAGAUCCAAAGGACAUUGCCAAUGCUCCUCGCUUCUCCAAAGCUAAGAAGGUGCAGACUGCAACUCAGGACGGAGCCCUAACUGCAGAUGGCGCGUCAUCAAGAGAGGGCGCCAUCACUCCAGGGAGUGUUCACUCGGACUCGUCGGACUCCGGUUCUGAAAGCACAUCCUCCGAAUCCACAGUGGUUGCCAUGCCUACGGAUGCAGUGGAAACCACUGCCAUGGAAACAGAUUUCAAGGAACAGGAAAUCGUGGAAGUUAGCAUAAAAGAAGAACCGGUUCAAACCGGCGAUUAAGGAAACUAAGGCUUGACUACAUGUAGAUAUGCCCAUGCUAUGCACAUUUGUAAUACUUUUUCUUGUACAUAUAUACAAACGUAAGAUGCUCUCAAAUUGUAUCGGGGUACGUUCCACUUACGCGAACAAUGUUAACAUUUGCCAACAUUGGCAACAUUUGAGCGCUUGGGUCUACUUGUUUGCCACCAAUGUUUGCAAUCGUUUACAGCAAAGGCGUAUGUUUUUCCUAAGUUGUUGGUUGUGUUUCCCAAAAUGGCCGACACAGACAAUGAAUGUAAUCAUUUUGUCAUGGAUGAAAUUUUCCAUUUUCCACUUUCAGUUAAAAAAAAAGAGAAGAUUUUAAAAGUUGCUGUCUAUACAGUAACACAUGUAGGAUAUAGAGUGCACCGUCAUUUUGACGAAUUUUUGUUCAACGACAUCAUUCCAUUUGAAGUUGGCACGUCCGUAUGGUUAAGCUAAGGAACGCAAACUCGUUCACGUGACUGGAACACACGUGUUAAGUGACUUAUACUUUUUACAUAAUUUACGAUUUAAUACCAAUGAGUAACACCUAAAACUUUGUUCUUAUUGGAAGAUAUGUAAUUGAUAAAAGUUCCAUUGGAUAAAAAGUUGCAUCACCCGUGCUUCUCAACAAAUUGGAUUUUUUUUCUCUCAUAAAUGUUCAAUUUCUACGUUUUCUUUUCCAACCCAAAAGUCCUAUUUUAUUUUUGUUGAGUGUCUGCAACCCUCUGGAAAAAAAUGUUCCUCAGGCAAAAAAAAAAAAUAGUCGG